Chinchilla lanigera (long-tailed chinchilla) is the source of this 4417-nucleotide messenger RNA. RefSeq names its product kelch-like family member 33 (gene Klhl33). Gene Ontology annotation, molecular function: protein binding. The record is from RefSeq and is a predicted model, not a curated record. Lineage: Eukaryota; Metazoa; Chordata; Mammalia; Rodentia; Chinchillidae. The coding region runs from base 1132 to 3522 and encodes 796 amino acids. The transcript is spliced from 4 exons.
GAAGGGGAGGCACGUUGCUGCCCUCCUCCCUAAAUCCUUUCCCUUGAUGACACCCAGAACUGCCUUGCACUUGAUUCCCUGUUUUAGGGCCUUCCGCCCGGCAUUAGGUCUCAGGAUGAGGGAGGAGAUAAUGUCCUGGGCAGAGGGUAUUGUUGUUAGUGUUCCACCUCAUGUGUGAGCUCCCAGCCCAUUUAGUGCAGGACUCUGGUCUCUGGUGCAGGGGAGAUGAACCACACAUUCCACUGGCUGGUCCUCAUCCCCAUAGGCCAGGUUAAAUUCCCAAGAUUCUUCCAAAGAUACAGAGUUGGUUCCUGUGUACCUUGAGACAGAGGAAGCUCUGGCAACAUCAGUCACCUAGGGUAACCCUGCCCUCUGCUCCUUCCUCAACCUUUCUUUUCUGUUUGUCAUGGACAGGGUAGGCUGUUUGCUCUUCCUAUUAGUAUUGUUUGCUGCGAAGUCCCAGCUUUAUCAUGCACAGAAAAGUCAUCCUCAAAGCCCAGAGCUGGCUCAGAACACACAUUUCACUCGUCUGCCUCUGAGAGCUCGAUUCCCCAACCCCUGCCUUCCACCGCAGCGCACUGUGACAAACAGCCCUGCCUUGGCUCCCUCUACCCCGAAUUUCCCUCAUUCAGCACCCCAGGUGGAAGAAGGGGGAGUUAUCCCAGGGCGCGCUGCAAGGUAUUGGGUGUCAGAGUUCGGCCCUGGGAGCCCAGUGUCUAGUCCUCCAGUCCCAGCUAUAAUUAGCCCGGGGGGGGGGGCACCCCUGGGAACGGGUCAGUUUGGUCUGCACUUCACAGUCCAAGCAGAGCGAGCAAGCAAUCAAGUGAGACAGCCAGAAGGGCUGCUGUUCGUGAGCAGGACUACAAGGACGGGGCGAGAUGGGAGGGUUCUGGCCCUAGGGUACUGGGUCGCUACACACACCUCUUGCAUGCUUUGCUGGGCCCAGUGAACCCCACAGCUGGCACCACACCAUUCUUGGGACGCGACUUUAGGGUGGGGGUAGGAGGCUGAACAGAGGGAGGAACUGGCAGUUCCAAGAACUGGAGACGUAGUUCCUCUGACCUUGUGGGCACAGCUAAGACACCCUUCUCUCUCGCCUGCUCGCCUGCAGCCAUCCAGCGAGCCUGGGCCAUGAGCGUCCCUGCAGCCGCAAGUCACUGCUCCGACCGGGGGUGCGUGCCCUGUCCCGGCCAGAGGGACGGCCUCGCACUCCCUGUGCCUGCCCGAAGAACCCCCUCCUGGCUUUCCUCCCCAGGGGAGGAUCCUGCUUUCCUUUCCUUUCCUCUGGAAGAGCCCGGCUUCACAGCCCUGGUCCCAGAAGCCCUUUCCUCUCCAGCUUCCUCCCUGGAGGAAGAGGGGGACGAGGGUGAGGACUCUGCCGCGGAGCCCGAGGCGCUGUGCAGCGAGGAGCACCCAAGCCAGUUCUUCGCAGAAGCACAGCGGCUGCGGGAGCAGAGGCUGCUGCUGGACGAAGAGGUGUCAGUCGGGGGGCGCGUUUAUGGGGUGCAUCGGGUCAUCUUGGCCGCGGUCAGCAGCCUUUUCCGGGGCAGGCUGCUGGGCGGCGGGGGCUCGCAGGGCUGCCUCAGCCUGGACGUGGCUCCGGGGGGCUGGGAGGCCGUGCUGACCUUCGCCUAUAAGGGGGUGCUGGGCCCCGCCCCGCGGGGGGAAGUGCUGGCUGCGGCGGAAGCCCUGGGAGCGCCCCGGGUGCAGGCCGCAGCCCGGCGGAGGCGCGAGGGCCCCGGGCCCGCCGCGGGAGACGAAGCGCCGCGCAGCCGGGCGGAGGAGCUGCGCGAGAACCUGCGCGGCGUCGAGCGCCUCUUCCGCGAGGGCGUCGGCUGUGACCUGCAGCUGGAGGCGGACGGCUGCCGGCUGCGGGUGCACCGAGCAGCCCUGGCCUGUGGCAGUGAGUUCUUUGGGGCCAUGCUCCUGAGUGGAAUGAGAGAAUCCCAAGGCACUGAGGUAUCUCUGAGCACCAUGUCUUCCCAGGACUUGCGACUCCUUGUCUCUUUCGCCUACUCUGGGGUAGUGUGGGCAAGGUGGCCAGGACUUCUGAGAGCUGCCCAGGCUGCCCUGCAGUACCAAAGUUCUUCCUGCCUGCAUCUGUGUAGUAAGGCCUUGGUGAGAGGCCUCAACCCUGCCCGUUGCCUGGCCUUGUUCCCCGUGGCUGAAGCCCCCGGGUUGGAGAAGCUCUGGAGUAAAGCUCGUCACUAUCUCCUCAGCCACCUGCCUGCUGUGGCUUUGUGCCCUGCUUUUCCUUCUUUACCAGCUGCCUGCCUGGCUGAGCUCCUGGAUAGCGACGAGCUCCAUGUGCAGGAGGAGUUUGAGGCCUUCGUGGCUGCGCGGUGUUGGUUAGCUGCCAACCCUGAGACACAGGAGUCUGAGGCCAAGGCUCUGCUGCGAUGUGUCCGCUUCGGCCGUAUGUCUACCCGAGAGCUGAGAAAAGUGCGGGCAGCUGGGCUCCCCACAUCCCUGCCCCCAGACUUGCUGUACCAGUUGAUGGUGGAGGCUGAGGUUCCAGGUCGAGAGAGGUGGAGAAAGCCUGACCAGGCACUGGUGGUGAUUGGUGGGGAUGAGCUCAGACCUGACAUGGCCCGAAGACAGGCUUCUCAGAAAGUGUGGUGGGCCAGGGCCUUCCACUGUGGCAUGGGACUGGUACGAACUGUGGAGUGGGGACAGUUGCCUGCCCUGCCUGCCCCAGGCCGCUUCCGGCAUGGAGCUGCGAGCCUGGCGGGAAGUGAACUCUAUGUGUGUGGGGGUCAGGAUUUCUACAGCCACUGCAACACUCUGGCUUCAACUCUCAGGUGGGACCCCAGUCAAGAGGACUGGGAAGAGCGGGCACCUUUGUGCCAGGCUCGGAGUUUGUUCCCUCUGGUGGCACUGGAUGGACAACUUUAUGCCCUGGGCGGACGACAUAAUGGUGUUGCCCUUAACUCUGUGGAGACCUACAAUCCUGAGCUCAAUACCUGGAGGUCAGCUCCUGUGCUUCCAGCCCCGCGCUUUGCCCAUGCAGCUGCCAUCUUGGAAGGCCGACUGUACCUGAGUGGUGGCUGUAGUGGAGCUGGCCAUUACUUGGCCUCAUUGCUGCACUAUGACCCCAAAGUGGAGAAGCCAGGAGCGCUUCUGAGUCCAAUGGGGAUACCUCGGGCUGGCCAUGUCAUGGCUGCUCUGGGUGGGCGGUUGUAUGUUGCCGGUGGGCUAGGUGAGACGGGGGAUCUGUUGAGCUUUGAGGCCUAUGAGCCAAGGACCAAUAGCUGGACUCACUUGGCACCUCUGCCAUCCCCCCAUGUGGGUGCUGCAGGUGCCGUGCUGCAGGGAGAGUUACUGGUGAUAGGGGGCUACAGCCACCGUACUUACGCCCUCUCCCACCUGAUCCAUGCUUACUGUCCUGGACUGGGCCGAUGGUUGUGCCUGGGAACUUUGCCAAGGCCUCGGGCUGAAAUGCCUGCCUGCAUCCUGACACUGCCCACGGUGCAGCACACUGCUUUAGCUCCCACCCUGCACCAAACGAAACCUGCUGGGUGACAGGAAAAUAGAAAUGUAUGGAGAGAGGAAGGGAUAUCAUGAAAAACAGACAGAGAUUAUGAAAGUGUGAUUACUAUUCUUGAUAGUAUUUUUACACAGUGGUAGACAACUCUUAAGCUACUUUUAUAUAUAUAUGAUAUCCAUGGAGAGAAAGUGAUUCCAGCACUCCUGGGGGAAGAGCUUUGGGGAAGGAGAGACAACUGAGUAUUUGGGAUUUGUGUUUGUUCAUUUUUUGAGACAGGAUCUUACGAUGUAGUUCAGGCUGGCCUUGAACACUGUAGCCUCACUGCCUCCUACCUCAGCCUCCAAAAUGCUGGGAUCACAGGUGAGUGCCACUAUGCUCAGUGGUAGCUGAAUAGUAGGAUAAGAGAAGAGGCUGGGGCAGGAGGAUCACCUAGAGUUGGAGGCCAACCUGGGCUACACAGUAAGUUCAAGGCCAGUCUGAACUACAUAGCAAGACCCCAUCUAAACAGACACAAACAAACAAACAAAAAAUAGUGAUGUAGGAGUAGUCCUCUAAGACUUAGGGAUUCUUGAGAGGAGAGGUCCAUCUGGUUGGACGAGAGUCAAGAAUAUCCAGUAUGGAGUGGGAAUGUACCUCAUUGAUAGAGCAUCUGCUCAGCAUGCAUGAACAUCUGGGUUCAGUCCCUGGCACAUACAAACACACACACACACACACACACACACACACACACACGAAACCAAAGCUUAGGGGUCCUAAGAGGACAGUUGGAAAAUUAUUCUAAUCCAUGGAUCAAAGAGAAAAAUACAAGCCACUUCUAGUCUAAUCCAUGGUAGCACGUGCUUGAAAUCCCAGCCACUCCAGAGGCUGAGGCAGAAUCACAAAUUUGAGGCUAGCUUGUGCAAUUUAGUGAGACCUUGUCUCGAAAUAAAA